Molecule: messenger RNA, 303 nt
Organism: Pelagomonas calceolata
Lineage: Eukaryota; Pelagophyceae; Pelagomonadales; Pelagomonadaceae
Source: the annotation of a GenBank genome assembly
GCCGCGCGAAGGACGCAUCCCUAUCAGUUUCGUUCGCCAGCUGUUCGAGGGCCUCUACAUGUUUUGCCAGCGUGCCGAGCUCGCGCUCUAAGCGGGCGUUCAUUUUUUUUUUGUGCUGUUUUUACAGCUCUGCUUAGAUGCUUCAGAGGUUGUGUUACGGCGCCUGUAUCGCUCUUAACCCAAGCGGAGUUUAUAAAUGCGGUUUCUGUAAUUGUGAUAGGCACCACAGAGCUGUGUUGCUUCACGUAUGCGCUACAGCGGCGUGAGCUUUGCCGCUUUUGCCGCUUUUGCUUUUGGUACUAG